CUACCAAUCAGGAACAAGAGGAGAAGGAGUCGAAGGACCAGUAAACACAAGAACUGAGGAACACGUUGUUUUUUAGAGGUUUUGUGUUCUCAUUAUUUGCGACUUUCGCUAAUCAGAUUUAAUUUUCUGGCUCCUUUUCAUGAGACAACGGAAUUCACAGAAGAUUUUUUGGAUUUUUUGUUGAAAAUCAAGAAAAGUUGAUCUUCGAGAUCUUCAUAUUUUUAUGGUAAAAGAUAUCGCUCCAGUAAAGCAUCAUGGACAACAAUUUUGCAAACAUGAGCCCUGACGAGCGCAAAGACGCCAUAAGUAGAAUUGUGCGGAAAAGGCGUGCUGUGGCCAAACCUGAUUCAUUAAAAAUCCUCUCCAUCAAGGCGAUUUCCUUGAAUUGCAACAAAUACCUUAACAGAGUGGAAAACCCAUUGAGAUUUUUACCAAGCACGAUUGUCCAGGAGUUUAUCCAGAUGAUCAAAGAAUCUAGAUAUACCACAAACAGACUGAUACCUAAAGAUGCUGAGAUGUCAUUUGUCAAACUGCUGCUCAAUGAAAACUUGACAGAAUUCAACCCGUACGAUUUCAACCCUUACUCCAGAUCAACGUACGGAAUGUACUACAAUCACAUUCUUGAGCAUUGUCCCAACAUUACCAAGAUCAUCAGAGGUCGCACUGAUUUCCACAGUGGCAACGAGGAAUUUCCAAUGGGUGACCUACUCAAAUGGAGAAACCUGAAAUAUUUUGGAUUCCAGAACUUCCUGUGUGGUGAUGAGCAAUUGCAACAAAUUUCUGAGCACAUUCCAAAACUAGAGGGCAUGGAAAUUUCUGUGACGAAGGACACAAUAACUGAGAAAGCAGUCGAGUACUUCUCAAAAAUGAAGCACUUGAAACAUCUUUCCUUAAAAACAGGAGCUGAAGAUAAAUGCGUUGAUUUGAAACUCAUCGUUGAUUGUGUUGGCAACAUCCCAAAUUUGCAAACUUUUCAACUGAAUGACACAUUUGAGGGCCCCGACAUGACCAAAGACUUUGUGCAGAUGUAUGGACUAUUAUUUCCUAAGAAAAAGCUCAUUGCUACAAAUUUAAGAAUUCGCACUCCGUUUGAAAUUGAUUUGCCGUCAAAUUUGCUGGUGGAGAAGCUGGAGGUCCAAGGAGAACAAAGUGCCUUGACUGUCCAGAAAUUGUCCUCAAUGCCCAACCAUCCUAAAGAGCUGAUUUUCAAUGCUGUCCCAUACCAUCAAGUCUACCCGAUUCUCAAAUCACAUGGACCUCAUAUCAAGGAUUUGGAGUUUCUGGACUUUGCUAGCGAUGGAGCUCCUUUGGGCGACAUGAACCUGUACACCGUAAUUGAAUUCUGUCCAAAUUUGGAAGUGCUUUCUUACAAAUCAAGCGAUGAAGAGCUGAAAGAAUCUUAUGGUACCAAACUGCCACUGAAGAAUUUCAGAAACUGGAAAAAAUUUGACAUUGAAGAUGACACUGGAGGAUAUGACGACGGCAACGAAGAUGAUAAAAUUUCGGUGGUGGACAAGAUUUUCAAGCUUUUUGUUCUCGGGAGUGAAAACUACAACCGCACUCUGCACUUAAAAACAUUUGGCCAGAUCAAAGUCCUGCUAGAAGCUUUGAAAGAAAACUCAACCUGCUUGAGCAAUUUGGAGAAAAUCAAGAUUGAUUUGUACAAGGAUCCCAUGAUUGAGCAUGCGGUUCAAGUUGCAGAGAAACUGAUCUUCCGUUCACCUUACCUCAAGAAAAUCAAAUUCCACUCAUACAGCAUGGACGCAUCAUCUACUCCUCAUGAAAUAAGGAUGGCACACAAGUGGUUUAACGAAUUGGUCCAAGGUGUCGGAGUCUACUUCAAGAAUGUUUGUGAAGUCAAGAUGGGGAAGGAUGACAGCUCUUUUGCGGAAUUCACUGAACUGGAGGACAGUGACAGUGAAGGCGAUAAUGACCUGAUGGACAGUGAGGAUGGUUCGAGCGAGGACAGCUUCCAGAUGAUGAUCAGAGAAGACCAACUCAAUUGGGACACAGCCAAUGAAGAUGGAUCUGAUGAAGAUUUUGAUGGAUUUUGGUAAAUACUUCCCAUAAAACUUUGUAAACUCAAUUAUUUUUUUUCCUCAUAAACCAUGUGCAGGUAAUGCAACUUAAAACUAAACAGAAAAAUGAAGUAUC
Molecule: messenger RNA, 2154 nt
Organism: Neocloeon triangulifer
Lineage: Eukaryota; Metazoa; Arthropoda; Insecta; Ephemeroptera; Baetidae
Exons: 8
Coding region: 255-2057 (600 amino acids)
Source: RefSeq, a predicted model, not a curated record